AUGGUUCCUGGACCGUAUGAGGCCGGUGAGAAAGGAAAGCACAAACCCUGGUUCAUCCUUACGGCCGAGUUGAGCCUCUGGCUUCCCGCCUUUGCAUUCAUUCCUUCAGCUAAGAAAUGGUGCAACUUGAAUCUCCUUGAGAAAGCCGAGGAAGGGCCAAGCACAUCCCGAUUCCCCAAGGCCCCAAUCACACCACAUACUACUAUCUCAUCAUUACCCACCCCGAAAACUUAUGUGUACGCAUUCGCCGUUGGCCGUUGGUUCAAUCGUAAGAAUGCCCCCUCCAUCGGGUGUCCGGCUACGCGAGAGCUGCCAAGCGUGUGCGACCUCCAAAAUCAAAUGUUCCAAGGAAAAACCUCAAUGCAACAGAUGCGCGGACAGAGGCACAACAUCCACAAGACAACGCCUUUGUCACCGGCAGUACUGCCCUCUAUGGAAAGGGGAUCGACACCUGAGUUCUCACUCCUGGACUCCCAAUUCGGCACACUUGACACGACAAUGCUGGAUUCGGGUGCUCAUGACUACCUCUCCAUGCUUCCCGUGGAUCUGGAUUUCUCGCCGAUCCCGUCCUACGCAAACGCUAUGGACUCCUCCGACGGCUCUGCGGACGACGCGCUCGGAAUGUCUCACGGACGCUUGGCUGCAGAAGGCUAUGUCCCAUACCAGCCCGAUCUACAUUUUUUUCUCUCCGGCCACGAUGCGGGCGCACAAGAGGAGACCGAGGGAAACGCCGCCGGCACAUCAGAAUGCUCCCUGCCGCACAAGCAGCUAUUCCAAGAACUCGGAAGCCUCCAGUCUCAGGUCUUAUCUCGGCAACCGGAAGGCAUCAGAAUGGCCCUGCAGCUGAUGGGACAGCUCUGCUGUCAGCAAGACAGCCCUCUAGACGCCGACCUCUCCCCCCUGGAGCUUGAGUACCGGGCAAACACGCUCGUGGACGAAUCGAGAGUGGUGACGGACACCGUCAACGAAAUGCUCCAGUGCGCGGGCUCCGACGACGGUUACUUCUUGGCCGUUGUCUGUUUGGUCAUGUCGAAGGUUCUGGACGCCUACGUCAAGGCAGCCCAAGCUCUGGCGGCUCGUGAAAGAGACGGGCAGAGGUCAAGUUCAUCUUCCUCGUCAACAAUGUCUUCCUGGUCGGCUAGUGGUACCGAUUCUGCGUCCAGCGGCUCACCGAAGAUGAAGGGAAAAGACCCCAAAGCCGUCCAGCAGUUACUAGAUGACCUCUAUCAAGUGCGGACAUCGAUGAACCAUCUAGGUGCAAAGAUUGUAUCGGUGUGUUCAAGGCGGGAUUGGCUGCUGGGCGGCGAUCUCACUCCUUCGAGCCACGACUCUGCUUUGCCAGCGUUGCCGUUUUCAGCGGCGAUUUUGAACCAGUUAUACGAAGAACUACGAAGGCGUCUGAGUGCGAUAUCUCUCCUGUUUAUCAACGAAUUGAAGCAGUUCUGGUAUCCUUGCAACGGCCCAGACACCAAUACAUGUAUGUCCAAAGUGCAAAAUUCUCUGUUCGAGCUCUGA
Molecule: messenger RNA, 1515 nt
Organism: Sodiomyces alkalinus F11
Lineage: Eukaryota; Fungi; Ascomycota; Sordariomycetes; Glomerellales; Plectosphaerellaceae
Exons: 8
Coding region: 1-1515 (504 amino acids)
Biological process (GO): regulation of DNA-templated transcription; aflatoxin biosynthetic process
Cellular component (GO): nucleus
Molecular function (GO): DNA binding
Source: RefSeq, a predicted model, not a curated record